CGAAAGCGGAUUUCCGGCAUACUGUUGUUGUUUCAUGUGACUGCACAGUGCACAAGUAGUUUUCUUCUGAUUUAAAGGUCUUACAAAGCAGAAAGAAAACACACGGGACGGGUGAACGAUAACAAAACGGGACUUCUUUCCUGACUGUUUCACCAGUAGAUUAUUACUCAUGGGAGGGAGUGAUGAUGGCAGCAGAUCUAAGAGCAGACACAGAGAUGAGAGCAAAUCAAGAAGCUUGUCAUCAUCAAGCGCCAGGAGAUCCAGCCCAAGCCCCCAAAAGAAACGUGAACGUUCGACUGAGAGGAAAAAGAUGAAAAGGAGAAGUCCCUCCAGCUCUUCAUCAUCUUCUAGCUCCACUUCCCCAUCCAGAGAAAAAAAGGCUAAGAAGAAGAAGAAACGGCGAGAAGUUAAGAAACUGAAGCGUGAAAAGAAGAAGGAGAAAAAGGAAAAGAAGAGGCUGAAGAAGCUGGCGUUGAAAGCUGAAAGAGCAGCAGCUUCACAAUCAACUGCUGCUUCUGAUGAAAAACCUGAAACGUACCUGAAGACCUGGCAGAUUGAAGAAGCGAAAGAACACGGGCCUGUCAUGACUGAUGAACAGAAGGCCAGACUUUGCACCAAGAGACCAAUGACAAAGGAAGAAUACGAGGCCAGACAAAGUGUCAUCCGCCGCGUCCUGGACCCCGAGACAGGGCGGACCAGGCUUGUAAGAGGCGACGGGGAAAUUUUAGAAGAAAUUGUCAGCAAGGACCGACACAAGGAAAUCAACAAGCAAGCCACUAAAGGAGAUGGUGAUGUCUUCCAGAAGAGACUGGGCAUCAGUAGGUAGCAGGUGUCAAGUCCAAGCCAGUCCAAAAGCCUUCUCCUGCAUUUCUACAAGAAUUCAACUGUUUCUUCAUUUUUUAGCUACUUUAUAUUCCUCCCCAUUGACUACAUGUCAUUCCAGAAUGUCAUUUUGUCCUCUGAUACUGUAGAGGAAUGAGUACAUACAAUGCAUAAUCACUGUCCUGGCGUAACCUACAGGUUACAGAGUUGAACAGUAUUUAGUAGUUUGUAACAGGGCUGCCAAAAGCGGCUAAUUAACCCCAUUUAUUUGAACGCAGUUUACGUAUUCAAUAUCCAUCAAAGUCAGAGCAGGAAGAGUCUGUAUCUCAUUAUUUGUUGAUGUAGAAAGACUUUCUUAAUGGCUAAUUUAUUUGUAAAUAAGGUCAUUUGCAGUCUGUUAGUGUUCAUUAGCACCGAAGCUCAGCAUCUCUUAAAUAUCAGCUGAUGGUAUUAGAGAGAACAUCAAUAAAAUAUCUUUCUUACA
Labeo rohita (rohu) is the source of this 1306-nucleotide messenger RNA. RefSeq names its product ADP-ribosylation factor-like 6 interacting protein 4 (gene arl6ip4). Bases 170 to 826 code for a protein of 218 amino acids. The transcript has 6 exons. The record is from RefSeq and is a predicted model, not a curated record. NCBI's taxonomy places the organism in Eukaryota, Metazoa, Chordata, Actinopteri, Cypriniformes, Cyprinidae.